This is a messenger RNA of Penaeus monodon (black tiger shrimp), 3819 nucleotides long. It is a transcript of the gene Hsl, whose product is annotated as hormone-sensitive lipase-like. Gene Ontology annotation, biological process: triglyceride catabolic process; cholesterol metabolic process. Gene Ontology annotation, molecular function: sterol ester esterase activity; triacylglycerol lipase activity. Gene Ontology annotation, cellular component: cytosol. The record is from RefSeq and is a predicted model, not a curated record. Lineage: Eukaryota; Metazoa; Arthropoda; Malacostraca; Decapoda; Penaeidae.
GAGCCGCGCGGCCGCCGCCACUCGCGGGGCUGACAUGGCAGACGACGCAUCGCCCGACGACUCCUUCGGGCCCUCCUUUCAGGAGGUGCCCACGGACUCCAGGGAGUCCAUAAUAAAGACUGUGCUGCACAUGCUGGAGGACAACAUUGCACACUUCAAAAACGACGACUCUGAGCACGGACAGCGGCUGCACAGCGGGUUCGUGGUUCUGAAGGAGAACCUAAACAAAGUGACAGUUCUCUCGGAGUCUGUCAAAAAGGAGGCUCACCUCUACGACUUCGACUCGGACACGCCUGGGAAUGGCUACAGGAGCUUCAACAACAUCGUGCAGCAGGCCACCGUGUGUGUGUUCGAUCUCUGCAAGCAAGUGUGCACGACCAGAGACUCGAUCCUGAGGUUCAGGAAGGGACACUUUGUCAGGGAGGUUGAAGCUUGGGGCCAAACCCUUGCAUCACUUGUCACCCUUUUUGAAUACAUUGAUGAAAUGCUCUUGCCGAGAUGUGAAGAUGGCAACCUUCUCUCAGCUGUUAGCAGUUCCCCCAAUGAGUUAAUGAGUAUGCUGAAUACAGUGCCGCAGUACUCAUUCUAUGGACGUUGUUUGGGAUUCCAUUAUUACCCCUCUCUGCGUAAGACUCUGAAGUACUUGAAUAUUUGUUUGAGUGCGUUCAGUGAGGUCUACUAUGCAGAUGGGAGCUUCAUACAGAGAACCAAGAACACUGUUAUGACAGGAGGAAGAUAUGUUGUGGAUGCUGAACUGAGAUCUCGAAGAAUUGUGGACACAGUUCAGUAUGCUUCUGUUGAUUUCAUUAAAGCCUUUUGGUCUGUUGCUGAGACUGACAUCCUGACUCAGUUGCCUGGUAUUGUGGGACCUGGCUUGGCAGUCCAGCAAGUGGUGAUUGUGCCAUGUGAGGAGCAGCAGGUCACAAAGUUGGAUGGGACAGCAACAGUUGUUAUCCCUCCCCCCCAUUCACAUAUAGAGGCCAGGCCUAUCACCUGUCACCUGCUCUCGGCUCAGUUGCGUGAAGGAAUGGUAGGCGCCAAGCCAGGUGAAAAGGAAAGCAAAGGUCCGCAACCAUUGCCAAAGUCUGAGUACCUCCUCAUUCAUUGUCAUGGUGGAGGCUUUGUGACGCAGUCUACUAAAGCUCAGGAGGUAUUCUUACGUGAGUGGGCAGUUGGAGUUUCUGUUCCAAUGCUCUCUGUUGAUUACUCCCUAGCUCCAGAAGCUCGCUAUCCUCGUCCUCUGGAGGAGGUCUUAACAGUUUACUCUUGGGUUCUCAAUAACAUGGAACUCCUUGGAACCACGGGCAAGAAGAUUGUUCUAACAGGUGAUAGUGCAGGAGGGAACCUCAUAACUGGCCUCACCAUCAAGUGUCUGGAGUUGGGUAUUCGGCCACCUGAUGGUCUCUUCCUCGCCUAUACUCCUUUUGUAUUCGAGUUAGUCCCAUCGCCUGCUAGGCUGCUUGCUGUCAUGGACCCUAUGCUGCCCCUAGGAUUUGCUCUUCGGUGUCUAAAAGCUUAUGCUGGUGUGCCAAGUGGAGGAACAUCAUUAGCAACCACUCCAGGUGAUGCUACCAUAUCAACACCACCCCUGCAUACCCCAAAACUCCCCACUACACCAGAGCACUGUGAGGGAAACCCUGAAAUGGCACCAGCAACACUAGAUGCAGCCCUAGAGGUACCUCAGGGAAAAGUCUCUGACACCCAGAGUGACAACGAGUCAUUUGUAGAGGUUUCAGAGAGUGAUGUCAAAGAAGCUGAAUCCUUAGUCAAGAGCCCUUCAUUUGCUUCUGAGCCAGGGUCAGACACCCUCACGACUGUCUCACUCACAUCCGAGGCCUCCAAAAUGGACGAUUCCUUGACAAGGAAGAGCAAUGGCAAUGGAAGUCAGAAACCGCAGGAAAAGGAAGAGAGAUCCAGAAGAUAUGUAACAGAAUUUUUAGAAAAAUAUGUUCUGGACUCACGUACAGACAAGCAAGGUCGAAGAGUCCCCAUCCUUCGCACAGGAAGUGAAGAGAGUGAACAGGAUGAUGAAACUGUCCUAUUUGAGGCCCCUGGUGUAGGUGCAGGAAUUACAGCCAAGCUAGGAAGAGCUAAAGAUGCUGUAGUUAGUGGUAUAUCUGCUGGUCUCACAUCCUUUGGGCUCAAAAGAAAAGAAAGUGCCUCCUCUCCUUCAUCACCAACUCAACCAUUCCCUAAAGCUGUUGCUGAAAAACGACCAUCCCUUGGUCAGAUUUUGAUGGGCAAAAGUCCUGAACGCAGAAGCAGUCGGUGCAGUCUCACUGAGGAGUUUAGUGGAGUAGAAAUUAUUCAUGACCAUUACUUAAGUCCACUGACAGCUCCCAAGGAAAUACUUGCAAAAUUUCCACCUUGUGCAAUUUUGACUGUUGAAUAUGACUUCUGUCUGGAUGAUGAUGUUACCAUGGCCAAGACACUGAAAUCCCUCAAUGUCCCAGUCACCAUUGACAUUUUGGAGCGCCUUCCUCAUGGUUUCCUCAGUCUCUCCAUGGUAUCUCAGGAGGCGCAUGUUGGAUGCAAGAGGGCAAUUUAUCGCAUCCGAGAACUGCUUGGGUUGACUGAAGAUACGCAAGUGAAAGAAAAGGAAAAAAGUUAGACUUUAAUACUACAGUUAAGAUGUAAGAUGAGUGAGACCUUCUCAUACUUUUCCUGUUUUAUAUUAAUUUAUUGUAAAGCUGUACUAUGCAUUUUGCAGAGUUUGAAAUAGCAUAAUAAGAUGUACAGUUUAUUUUCUCACAGAAAAUUGGUAAUCUCAAUCAUCCAAAGAUAGGAAUAUUUUUGUGGAUAACUGUCCUUUGGGUUGUACCUCAUUUUGUUGAAUUGAAGCAUUCAAUACCAAGUUACAACUACACCAUAUCAAAAACCACACAAAUAUGAGAGAAAAUAUGGCUAUUUUAUUGACUAAACGUGCAAUCUAUUUCAGAUACUGAUACAUGUGAAUGUUAUUAUGAUUAGGGAAAUGAUCGAUACACAGCAAAUGGUUGUCUAUGCUAUAUACAUUUGUCUUGAACACAGUUUGUGUAGACAAAAAAAGACUAACAGAAGAACAAUAUUUAAUUUCUGCAUAGGUCCUAACUGCUAGAAUAAUGCAAGUAUUUACCACUACCUUGUUAACCCUUAAAUGUGCAAUGUUCUUUGUGUUAUAAAGUAUUCAUGGAAGAUUUGAGGAACUUUUAGUAAAAUACUGAUGAAUAAAUUGGGUAAGAUUUGCUCUUUGGUUAUAGUGAGGUUAUUAUUAUGCAAAAUAAGUAAUAAUUCCUGUGAAGAAGGGUGAGGUCCAUAGAUAUUUCACAGCAGAGCAUAAGUUGAUGCUGAAUUUUUAAAAGUCAGGUAUUUUUUUGAGUAAGUUUAAGAUCUUGGGUUGAUAACCUUUGUACUUGUCCACGAUCCAGAAAUCUCAAACUUCCCCACCAGAUUUAAAACUCUAUUUUGAGUUAAGCUUAUUUCUAAAUAAGUUUUACUUAAUAAUACAUUCAAUAGACUUCUUUAAUGUCUACUUCACUCCAUGCUUUCUUGUUCAGAUUAAGAAAAUGUUAAAGGAAAUCUCCAUUAUAUGUGGGUAUUGUUACUGAAGGGAGUUGCUUGUUCAGAUUACAUAGCUGUUAAUUAAGGGGUAAGGACCAUUUAAAGAGAUUGGACAAUUACUCUUGCUAAUGAGGUGAUACCAAUAAGUAUUAUUACUUUGUAUCCAAUGAUUAAUGAACAGAUACUUUUCUUUUUUAUGAGUUGAAUCUGUGAUAUUUGUGAUUACAGAAUGUAAGUGUUCAUUUAUCAGCAGUGAGUAAACUGCUGUUAUUAGGGAAA